Prorocentrum cordatum is the source of this 1407-nucleotide messenger RNA. The record is from the annotation of a GenBank genome assembly. NCBI's taxonomy places the organism in Eukaryota, Dinophyceae, Prorocentrales, Prorocentraceae.
AUGACGGAGAUGGAGGUUGAUCGGCCGACGAACUGGCAUCAAGGGACCCAGUCGGCUAACCGUGUGGAUCGAGCGUUUGUGGCUUGCCCUCCCUGGCUGCUGGUCCAGUUCCAUCAGUCGAUGCGCGUAUGCGGUGAGCCUGAGGAGUUUCACCGACAGCGCAUCAGCGACCAUGUCCCGAUUGUGCUCACGUUCUCUUCGUGCAAGCCUUCGAAACGUGAUCGCCCGAUCCCCCAGGGCAUCUGCAAGGGCCCACUCUUUGCCAAGGUGGUUGCGGAUUACGAGAAACUGUGCGGGAUCCAGUCGAUAGUGUCCCCUGUUGAGAAGCUGUGGGUGGCCACGAAGCGUCGGCAGAUUGCAGGGCGCCUCACCCGCAACCACCAGCUGCAGCGCAUCUCGAAUGGCAAGUCACAGAGGGCUAUGAUUGCGAGGAGUGUGGCUCGGGCGGUGUGGCGAUCUGAUAUGACCUUGGCUCGCACACUUCUGGCUCGACAUGCGUGGACAUCGAAGUUUCUGUGCAUCAAGGACGGGGUGGUCACGCUCCUGAACGCAGGCGACUUCCGUGACCUCCACUCGGAUCUACAGCGGCAGGAAGCGCAGGAGCGGGCGUCUGCGCUCCAACGCGCGCAAGCUGCUGCCGAUCGGCCUGCUGAUGUCCGCCGUCUCGCUGCUCAACGCCGUGCUGCGCAGCGGCGCGCUCGACUGUGGUCACCCUUCGGGCGUCGACGGUGCCUUGCGGGAGUCUUUCUCCCUGAAGAUGACCUGCGGGCCGAGGACGUCGUCGCCCACACGCUGCAGGAGAGGAACUGCGCCCUCGGCAAGCACUGGGCGAAGAUCUUCCAGCGCGACCCACCGCUGCACCAGGCGGCAGGAAAAUAUGCAUCUCGCUUCCGCUCGGAGGUCGACUCGUCUGACAUCCCCCCGCCGUGCACCCGCCACCUCACCUCCUUCCUCGGCAAGGUCAUGGAGGCUGCCCCGGGCCCUGAUGGGCUCCCCUACUGCGCGUGGCCCGUGGGUGCGGGACCUGGGGUCAUCAUGGAGAUGCGCCACCAUGAGCCUGGAGAAUCUGCCUGGUUAAGAUCCUCGCCCACGUCCAAUGUAGACCGCGAGGGUGGCCCCUCCAUGGAGGCCGCGCAGCCAGUGGAGGCGGAAAAGGCCGCCCUGAUCCGCGCCAUCCUCGAGAGGGACGCGCUGCUGCUGGACUUGGAGGCGCGCGAGGCGCGGCUGGCCGCGGAGAACCAGGCGCGCCUCGAGAGCUCUGGGCUGCUGGCCCGGGUGGAGGCGCUGGAGCGGCUGGCCGCGGAGCGGCAGGAGCUGGAACGCCAGACGGCAGAGGGACCUGUCCCCGAAGGCCGACGACGCGCGGGCCGAGCGGCUGGCGGCGGAGACGAGGCUGUGGAAGUAUGA